Hemibagrus wyckioides is the source of this 1536-nucleotide messenger RNA. It is a transcript of the gene hcar1-2, whose product is annotated as hydroxycarboxylic acid receptor 1-2. The transcript has a single exon. Gene Ontology annotation, molecular function: G protein-coupled receptor activity. Gene Ontology annotation, cellular component: membrane. Bases 312 to 1268 code for a protein of 318 amino acids. Gene Ontology annotation, biological process: G protein-coupled receptor signaling pathway. The record is from RefSeq and is a predicted model, not a curated record. Lineage: Eukaryota; Metazoa; Chordata; Actinopteri; Siluriformes; Bagridae.
UUGCGUGCCGUAGGGUACUGCAUCAUAGAUAUAAUCAUUUUUAUUUGUUCUAAGCAUGCAAGGUGGUGAGCAGUGGGACGUUUCAUUUGCCUAGUUAAAUGGCUGUGGCUGUAAUCCCUUUUGAGAUCAUUUUCACACAACACCUGGGUUUGUUAUCUGUGAGGUAGCUUACAGCAACGUGAUUUGCAUGAGUGGAAACAAAAAGACACCCUGAGGUGCGCUUCCUCGAGGGACACGUGAUAAAACGGCUCAGGGACGUAAAGUUCUCAGACCUCCGAUUUCUGAAGCUCAUUUGCAUCAGUGCCUUCCACAUGUCGAACUCUUCAGUUUGUUGCGCUUUUGAGUCCCCCAUGCUGGACAAAGUCCUCCCCCCUGUCCUUUUCGUAGAGUUCAUUUUGGGCCUCUCAGGGAACAUUCUGGCCCUGUGCAUGUUUGCCUUCCACAUGGAGAGCUGGAAGCCCAACUCCAUCUACCUGGCGCACCUGGCUAUAGCCGACUCUGUGGUGCUCUUCUGCUUGCCAUUCAGAGCUGACUACUACCGCAGGCGCAAGGACUGGGUUCACGGGGACGUCUUCUGCCGCAUCCUUCUCUUCCUCCUUGCAGCCAACAGGGCUGCGGGUAUUUUCUUUCUCACGGCGGUGGCUGUGGACCGCUACUUGAAGAUUGUGCACCCGCUCAACCGUAUCAAUCGGAUGGACCUGAGGUAUGCCAUGUGUGUCUCUGCAGGCAUGUGGGGGAUGAUAAUAGCCAUGACAGCAUACCUGCUUGGUUCGCCACACUUCUACAGUUUUGGCAACCGCACACAAUGCGAGAGCUUCAACAUUUGCAUGGGCAGCAACCCACUUUCAAACUGGCACAACGCUUUCUAUGUGAUUCAGUUCUGCGUGCCCACAGUCAUCAUUGUCUUCUGCACAGCUUGCAUUACAUGGCAGCUGAAAAAUAAGACGAUGGACACCUCGGGCAAAAUCAAGAGGGCCGUGCAGUUUAUUUUCAUCGUUGCUAUGGUCUUCAUCAUCUGCUUCUUUCCAAGCACUGCCUCGCGGGUCGCUGUUUGGAUACUGAAGGUCUGGUACAGCGAUUGCUCGUACUUCAGUGAGGCAAAUCUGGCUUUUUACACCUCGGUUGUCUUCACCUAUUUCAACAGUGUCCUCAAUCCUCUGGUGUACUAUUUCUCCACUCCAGCAUUCAGUGGGACCAUACAGAGCAUUCUUCUGAAACUCAGAGGGAAGAAAGCAGACAGCAUUCUGGCUACAGUAACAAGUGAUUAAAGUAAAUGGAGAAAAGAGAAGUGUGAAAGUGUGACAAUGAAGAUCAUACACCAUUUGGUAAAUAAUGUAUAUACUAUUCCAGCUUUCACAUUUCAAAAGCUGAUAGAUUAUAUUGUGAAACACUGUUUUAUCAUUGUGGUAGUAAUGUAGAAUAAAACACAUAAUACUUUCUGCAUAUACUGUUUGUUUCAGCCUGUUUAAAAUUUAGAAACUGAAUAAUGUAUAAAAUGUAAAUGACAGUUUAACAUUAGGUAGUAAUGAAGCCUGU